AGAGUAGAACAGUUUUUGUGUCAGGCUGUGUCGUCUCUGUCAAAGUAUGGUCAACGUGUUUCUUCUUUGACAUUUGCAACCUUUCUCUUUUUCCUUCUUGUUGUUACCGAAACAAGGUAAAGGAAAUCUUCAGUUUUAAGGUCAUUUGCCGUGAAAUUUAGAAUAAAAUCAGCAAUCCCCUCUAUCACACUUUGUGUAUCACCAUAUCAACGCAGCGGAAAUGGCAUCAUGGGAAGAAAAACAACAAAUGAUAACGCGAAAUCUCCAGGAAACCCUCGGAACGGACAAACUAACUUCAAUUCUGAAAGAAAAUCGUGAUUUGAAGAUAUACUGGGGAACGGCCACUACCGGCAAACCCCAUGUGGCCUACUUUGUGCCCAUGUCCAAAAUUGCCGACUUUUUACGUGCCGGAUGCGAGGUGACGAUAUUGUUCGCCGAUUUGCACGCUUAUCUCGACAAUAUGAAAGCGCCAUGGUCAUUAUUAGAGCUGCGUACGCAAUAUUAUGAAGCAGCGAUCAAAGCAAUGUUACGUUCCAUCGAUGUUCCUAUUGAGAAAUUGAAAUUUGUCAAGGGCACCGACUAUCAAUUGUCCAAAGAAUAUACUCUUGAUGUGUACAAGCUGACGUCUGUUGUAACACAGCACGAUGCGAAGAAAGCUGGAGCCGAAGUAGUUAAACAAGUCGAGUAUCCGUUGCUAUCGGGCCUUUUGUAUCCAGGACUUCAAGCACUUGACGAAGAAUAUUUAAAAGUCGAUGCCCAGUUCGGUGGCGUUGAUCAACGUAAAAUUUUCACUUUCUCCGAAAAAUACUUGCCUCAACUCGGCUACGAGAAGAGGAUACAUUUCAUGAAUCCAAUGGUUCCGGGCUUGGCUGGUGGUAAAAUGUCAUCGUCGGAGGAGGACUCCAAAAUAGAUUUACUGGAUAGUGCGGCUAAUGUAAAGAAGAAGCUGAAGAAAGCGUUCUGUGAGCCAGGAAAUAUUGCUGACAAUGGACUGUUGUCAUUCGCUAAGCAUGUUCUGUUUCCACUGUUUAAGGAAAAUGAAGGCUUCACCGUAUCCAGAAAACCUGAAAAUGGUGGAGACGUCACCUACAAUACAUACCAAGAAUUGGAAACAAGUUUUGCUGAAGAGAAACUACAUCCAGGCGAUUUUAAAAUAUCCGUCGAAGGCUACAUCAACCGCUUGCUAGAACCUAUUCGAAAGGAAUUCACCAGUCCGGAGCUCAUUGCACUCACGGAAAAGGCCUAUCCACCACCAGCCAAAGUCAACAAAAAUGCACCGAAGCAAGAAAAUCCAGCGGAAGACGGUCCACAUCGCUUAGAUAUUCGAAUUGGUAAAAUUGUCGACGUUGCAAUGCAUCCGGAUGCUGACACACUAUAUGUGGAAAAAAUUGAUCUGGGUGAAGGCGAACCACGAACGGUGGUUAGUGGACUGGCGAAAUUUGUCCCGUUAGAAGAAAUGAAGGAUCGAAAUGUGGCAGUUUUGUGCAACUUAAAGCCGGCGAAAAUGAGAGGUGUUGAAUCUAAAGGAAUGGUGCUGUGCACGUCGAAUGAAGAUCAUACGGUCGUUGAACCUCUCGUCAUUCCCGAUGGAUGUAAGCCAGGUGACCGAAUAUUUGUGGAAGGUAAUCAAGGCACUCCUGACGAUCAACUCAAUCCCAAGAAAAAGGUGUGGGAGAAAUUGCAAGCUGAUCUGAAGACGAACAGCAAUGGUGAAGCGACGUGGAAAGGAUGCUUUUUAUUGACGCCCAGUGAAGAGAAAAUAACGAGCAAAUUAUCCAAUUGUUCGAUCAAAUAAACGAAAUGUUUUGUGAAUGAAUCGACAGCUUUUGCAAAUACA
This is a messenger RNA of Bradysia coprophila, 1837 nucleotides long. It is a transcript of the gene TyrRS, whose product is annotated as Tyrosyl-tRNA synthetase. Gene Ontology annotation, biological process: tyrosyl-tRNA aminoacylation. Gene Ontology annotation, molecular function: tyrosine-tRNA ligase activity; tRNA binding; ATP binding. NCBI's taxonomy places the organism in Eukaryota, Metazoa, Arthropoda, Insecta, Diptera, Sciaridae. The record is from RefSeq and is a predicted model, not a curated record.